Molecule: messenger RNA, 1319 nt
Organism: Medicago truncatula (barrel medic)
Lineage: Eukaryota; Viridiplantae; Streptophyta; Magnoliopsida; Fabales; Fabaceae
Product: protein LIKE COV 1
Exons: 7
Coding region: 133-945 (270 amino acids)
Biological process (GO): stem vascular tissue pattern formation
Cellular component (GO): Golgi apparatus
Source: RefSeq, a predicted model, not a curated record
AAAAAACUGAAGAAGAAUAAAAUAAUUGAGAAAGUGGUGUUUUGAACGGAGUCUACAACGGAGUUGUUGCAGAAGAAGCGAAGCAAAAGGACACAAUUGUCCAGUUUUGCGAAACUUGAAACGGCGUCGUUAAUGGUUCUUCCUCCUCCAGUUAUGGUCGACGAAAAAUCCUCCUCUACUGUCAUCGGCGGCAGAGAUCGAGAGCUUCUCAUCCCCGUCGCUAAUUCCGGCGACCACUCCAAUGCUUCCAAACCUUCUUCGUCUUCCUCCUCCGUUCAUCAUGCCGGCCGCGAGACUUUUUCCAAAGUUGUUCAGAGCUGGGCAUCAAAAAAGUUCAUGACCGGAUGUGUCAUUCUUUUUCCAAUUGCAAUCACCUUCUACAUUACCUGGUGGUUCAUUCAUUUUGUGGAUGGGUUUUUUUCUCCGAUCUAUGUUCAUCUUGGAAUCAAUAUCUUUGGUCUUGGGUUCAUAACUUCCAUAACCUUCAUCUUCUUGAUCGGGAUUUUCAUGUCAUCAUGGUUGGGUGCAUCUGUCCUGGGACUUGGGGAGUGGUUUAUCAAGAGAAUGCCUCUUGUUCGUCAUAUCUAUAAUGCUUCUAAGCAGAUUAGUGCUGCGAUAUCACCAGAUCAAAAUUCACAAGCCUUCAAAGAAGUAGCCAUCAUUCGACAUCCACGUGUAGGUGAAUAUGCAUUGGGAUUCAUCACCUCGUCUGUUGUCCUUCAGACUUAUUCUGGAGAUGAGGAGUUAUGCUGUGUCUAUGUUCCCACAAACCAUCUUUAUAUCGGUGAUAUAUUUCUCGUCAACACCAAGGAUGUCAUUAGGCCAAACUUAUCAGUCCGGGAAGGAAUUGAAAUUGUCGUUUCUGGAGGCAUGUCAAUGCCGCAGAUCUUAUCGACGCUUGAUUCACAUGUUCCGGUGGAAAUAAGUAGACCUGAUAGAAGAUGACAGUUAAAGGUAUAGUAGUUGUUUAUUUAACAGCUAAUUUCACAUGGAGAUAUCAGAAUGGCAGCGCAAGCAAUGUGUUGGAAAUACAGGCAUGGAAUUUACGCGUUGAUCCGCGAACCAGUGUUAGAUCGAUAAAUUGUGAUGUUUUGUGUAACAUUCAUUCCGGCAAUAGAAUGUAGAAUUUAGUGUUUGUUUGAAAAUAUAGUUUGGGUGAUGGUACAGGGUUACAACAUUCUAUUGAGGUAGGGCUCUAAAAUUUAGUACUUGUGCAUAUCUUGGCGGUCUCCGUUUGUUAUAGCAAUUCAAUUUUGUAGUGCUGAUUACUUGCUUUCAGCUUAAUAAUAUAUUAUGUUUCUACGGUGGUUUUCAUUUCA